AUGAUUUCGCAGUUCUUCGUGCUCUCGCAGAGAGGCGACAACAUUGUAUUCCGAGAUUAUCGUGGCGAAGUACCGAAAGGAAGUGCUGAGAUCUUUUUCCGAAAAGUAAAAUUCUGGAAGGAAGACGGAGAAGGAGAUGCGCCACCUGUCUUUAAUUUGGAUGGCGUAAACUACUUUCACGUGAAGGUUGUAGGACUCUUAUUUGUUGCGACAACAAGGAUUAAUGCAUCACCUUCUCUUGUUCUUGAACUUCUUCAAAGAAUUGCACGUGUUAUCAAAGAUUACCUUGGGGUUCUCAAUGAAGAUUCCCUCAGGAAAAACUUUGUUCUUGUGUAUGAGUUGCUGGAUGAAGUUAUUGAUUUUGGUUAUGUACAAACAACAUCAACUGAGGUUUUGAAGUCAUAUGUAUUUAAUGAGCCAAUUGUGGUUGAUGCUGCACGUUUGCCUCCCCUUGGUCCGGCUUCCAUUUUUGUGCAAGGGAACAAACGGAUGCCAGGUACGGCUGUCACCAAGUCUGUGGUUGGAAAUGAGCCUGGAGGUAGAAAUAGAGAGGAGAUUUUUGUUGACAUAAUCGAGAAGAUUAGUGUUACAUUCAGCUCAAGUGGUUAUAUACUUACUUCAGAGAUUGAUGGUACCAUUCAAAUGAAGAGCUAUCUUACCGGUAACCCAGAAAUUCGACUUGCUCUUAAUGAGGACUUGAGCAUUGGAAGAGGUGGAAGGUCAAUCUACGAUUAUAGCAGUUCAUCUGGUGGAGGGACAGUCAUCCUUGAUGAUUGUAAUUUUCAUGAAUCUGUGCAUCUUGAUAAUUUUGAUUCUGACAGAACUUUGGUCUUGGUACCACCAGAAGGUGAAUUUCCUGUCAUGAAUUAUCGAAUGACUCAGGAAUUCAAGCCUCCCUUUCGUAUUAAUGCCUUAAUUGAAGAAGCAGGCCCCCUUAAGGCUGAAGUAAUUCUUAAAGUUCGUGCUGAAUUUGCCUCAAGCAUCACAGCAAACACGGUUAUGGUUCAGAUGCCACUGCCAACUUUCACGACAAGAGUCAGCUUUGAGUUGGAACCUGGAGCAGUAGGAAAUACAACUGAUUUUAAAGAAGCGACCAAGAGGCUUGAAUGGGGUUUGAAGAAGAUUGUUGGUGGAUCUGAACAUACUUUGCGUGCAAGGCUCACAUUUUCACAAGAAUCACAUGGAAACAUCGUGAAAGAAUCUGGACCUGUUAGUAUGACCUUCACAAUUCCAAUGUACAACGCUUCAAAACUCCAGGUUAAGUACUUGCAGAUUGCAAAGAAGUCUAACACCUAUAAUCCGUAUAGGUGGGUGAGAUAUGUGACACAAGCAAAUUCAUACGUCGCUCGAUUGUGAAUGUAAACUUCCUCGAUCUUGAUUCUCUUAUUUACUAUUUUGACCUGCACUGUCAGUAAAUACUUGUCGUGGAUUUGGUUAUCUGAGGCUGUGUUAGUGCAUAUGCGAACCCUUUUCUUUUCUUUUUUUAAUCCUUUUGUAGAGUAUGAGUAUGAAUACCCACACCCAUCAAAUGCAUCUCAGGAUAACUGUGGUUACAAUGUUCAUAGUGGAAUGCUUAAAGUUAUCAAUAUUGCACUGUAAAAUAAUACAUUAAGCCUGAGUGGCUCCAUAUUCUGAGUAGUAGGACAUGUCGGUGCUCUGGAAUUUACUUUGAUAUAUUUGAUUUGAACUUUUGAACUUGCUGA
Molecule: messenger RNA, 1703 nt
Organism: Cucurbita pepo subsp. pepo (vegetable marrow)
Lineage: Eukaryota; Viridiplantae; Streptophyta; Magnoliopsida; Cucurbitales; Cucurbitaceae
Product: AP-4 complex subunit mu
Biological process (GO): intracellular protein transport; vesicle-mediated transport
Cellular component (GO): clathrin adaptor complex
Source: RefSeq, a predicted model, not a curated record